This is a messenger RNA of Peromyscus eremicus (cactus mouse), 327 nucleotides long. RefSeq names its product IGF like family member 3 (gene Igfl3). The record is from RefSeq and is a predicted model, not a curated record. The transcript has a single exon. Lineage: Eukaryota; Metazoa; Chordata; Mammalia; Rodentia; Cricetidae. Gene Ontology annotation, molecular function: signaling receptor binding.
CUUCCUGUACUCCUCUUCACAAAUGCAGAAGCCAUGGAAGCUCAAAUGUCCAGGAGUGCCUCAGAUUCUGGUUUAUGGCUGUGCCAUCCAGUACCCAGGUGUGGAGACAGGUUCUACAACCCCUUGAAGCAGUGUUGUGAGGAUGACAACAUCCUGCCCCUGAACUAGACCCGUCUUUGUGGCCCCAAUUGCAUCUACUGGCCCUGCAUUGAGCUAUGCUGUCCUGAGUCCUUUAGCUCCCAGAAGAAAUUUAUUAUCAAGCUGAAAAUUGAGGGGAAGAGAUCCCAUUGCAGUUCAUCCCCCAUUUCUGGGGACUGUGCUAGGUAA